Amphiprion ocellaris (clown anemonefish) is the source of this 6719-nucleotide messenger RNA. RefSeq names its product GDNF family receptor alpha 2b (gene gfra2b). The transcript is spliced from 10 exons. Gene Ontology annotation, cellular component: signaling receptor complex; external side of plasma membrane. Gene Ontology annotation, biological process: nervous system development. NCBI's taxonomy places the organism in Eukaryota, Metazoa, Chordata, Actinopteri, Pomacentridae. The record is from RefSeq and is a predicted model, not a curated record. Bases 70 to 1518 code for a protein of 482 amino acids. Gene Ontology annotation, molecular function: signaling receptor activity.
AGAGUGAGACACCGACAGACCGAGAGGACCGGAGCGGGCAGCGCGUGACACCGACCCCCGUUAACCGUCAUGACCUGUGGGAUUAUUACAGCUGCGCGCGACGCGAUGCUGAUUAACAUCAUCUGUGUGCUGUUCGUGUUGGAUGUGAGCGUGUGCGACUCGGAGCUCGGCCCUCCCGGCUGGAGGGAACCUCUGGACUGUGUCAGAGCCUCAGAACUCUGCAACCAGAACAACCAGUGCAGCUCCCGCUACCGGAUCAUGCGCCAGUGCCUGUCGGGCGGCGACAAGGAGCGCAGCGCCAUGCUGGCCUCCAGGGAGUGCCAGGGGGCGCUAGAGGUGCUGCAGGACUCGCCGCUGUACGACUGCCGCUGCAAGAGGAACAUGAAGAAGGAGCUGCAGUGUCUCCAGAACUACUGGAGCAUCCACAUGGGCCUGACUGAGGGGGAAGAGUUCUACGAGACGUCUCCGUACGAACCCAUCCACUUCUCCGAGGAGUUCAGGCACGCCUCCAUUAUCUCAGACUCAUCCCUGUCCAAGAUGAGCCCCUGCUCCGAGGCUGGGAAACCCUGUAACCCGUGUCUGGACGCGGCCAAAGCGUGUAACCUGAACGAGACGUGUAAACGCCUGCGGUCCGCCUACAACUCCAUCUGCAGCAAGGCCACGCCCCCACAGGCCACCUCUGCCAAUCAGGAGCCCUGCAGCAGGAAGAGGUGUCAGAAGGCUCUCCGUCAGUUCUUUGAGCGGGUCUCCUGGGAGCUCAGCUAUCCUCUGCUGUUCUGUUCCUGUCCAGACCAGGCCUGUGCGGAACGCCGCCGUCGGACCAUCGUUCCGUCCUGCAGUCACCAAGAACGCCACAAACCGUCCUGCCUGGAGCUGAGGCGCACCUGUCGCUCCGACGCCCUCUGCAGGUCCCGGCUGGCUGACUUCCACAUGAACUGCCAGAUGACUCCUCACUCCGUCACCAGCUGUCCUCAUGAUAACUUCCACGGCUGCCUCAUGUCCUACGUCGGCCUCAUCGGCUCCGAUGUGACGCCCAACUACAGCGACAGCAGCCCGUCCAACAUCUCCAUCAGCCUGUGGUGCAGCUGCAGGGGAACCGGAGCGCAGGAGGCCGAAUGCGACGCUUUCCACCGAGACUUCACCCACAACACCUGCCUCAAAAAUGCCAUCCAGUCGUUCGGUUACGGUUCAGAGGGAGGAACUCUCCUGGUGACCGAACCUUCGUCCACCUUCCUGCCUCCUGCCCAGCCGCCAAUCAUCUCCAAGCCCGCCCCCUCUCUCCAUGGAAACGCCAUCAAGCCCCUGGACAGCGCCUGCAUGUUCUCCACCUGCGCCAACCUGCAGGACGGAGGUCAGAAGUGCGUCUCCUCUGAUGACUUUGAGUGUGAGGAGGCUCUGCUGGUUCAGGGUUCCAUCGACUCUCAGGACUCUUCAGGUCCGACCAGCGGUUCGUCUUCAGUCCUGAACGUCGCCUCUGUGACUCUGUGUGUGAUUCUCCUCUCCGUCUCAUUAAUGUGACUGCACACACACAUAAACACACACUUACACUCACACACACUAACACACACUGUUAAAUAUCAACCAACACUGACAUUGACGUCUUUCUGAGGGAGAAUCUAACGGAGGAUCGUCUGCAGAGGAAGAGAUGGACUCUGUUUUUGUGUGAAAAUAAAAACAAACACACACAUAAACACACACACACAUACACACACUUCUGGGACUGUGGAUCACGGUGACUUCGUGUCUUCGGGGCUUUGGGAGCGUUUUGUGCAGCUCGGCUCGGACUCACUGCCUCCAGCCUUUCUGGACCAGAGACAGCUGGGCGGGAAAACGCUUUGGCUGGAAACCACACUAAACACGCGCAACAAACACACACACACACACACACACACACACACACACACACACACACACACACACACACACACACACACACGGUGGGACAACACGUCUUAAAGUUGGCAGCGAGUGGACGGGGCUGGACAGAUGGGACCGAUCCUUCAGCUCCAUCCAUCACUAACUGGACCUCUGGUGGCAAGAAAUCUAUACGACAGACACACAACAGACACACAACAGACACACACACUUCCCCUCAGACCUCGUUAACGGGCGAACAGGGUCCCCACACGGACGCCAACCCUCCUGCCGGGUCUUCAUCCUCAUGUCGUCAUUCUGUACAAACUCCAUUCGAUGUGGAAACCGUCCGAGUCUCCUGGACGACUGUAUAGUUCACAUGUGUAGCGUGUAGUUGUGCGUCUGUGUGUGCACGAGUGUCUGGAUGUGAGUCUCCGGAAGGAAUCAGCCGAGCAGCAAACUGAGGUCAGACAGUUUCACAGUUUGUGGUUUGAUUUUGAGUCUUUAGCAGUUUGACUUUAGUUUAAAAUCUGUCGUUUUUGUCAUUUUCAGAACAGAAAUCUAAAUAUUUGAUGGAUUUUAGGUUCUUAAAUAUGAGAAUAUUACAUUUUUUCCAUUUUGUGUUCCAGUUUGUUGAAUAUUUGUGGAUGUUGGAUGUUUAUUUGGAGUGAACUGAGUCUUCUGUGUCACUUCUGGCUCCUAGAAACUGAUUCAUAACCCCAAAAAAAGCCAAAAAUGGAAAUAAAUGUCUUAUGCUUCACUUUCUGUGUGGGACACAAGGUCGUUACCAGAUAGAUCUAACGAUUAAUUCGUUAUUUACCAUUUAUUUGAUCAUUUUAAAGAGAAAAACUGAAGAUUCUCUGAUUUCAGCUUUAUAUUUUUUGGUUUCUUUUCCACUAAACUGAAGAAAAAGUUGUACAAUUGCCAGUAAAAGAUGCAAAAUUUUGACAAAGACACAAAAAAAUUGCUACAAAAAAACACGAAAACACCAAAAAAGACGAAACAACCACAUAAAAAGACAAAACUGCCACAAAUAGACAUGAAACAACCACAAGCAAAUGCAAAAUCACCACAAAAACACAUGAAAUCACCACAAAAACACACAAAAUCACCACCGAAAGAUGUGAAAUAACCACAAAAAGUUGCAAAAUUGGCAGUAAAAGAUGCAAAAUCAUAACAAAAACACCCAAAAUUGCUACAAAAACAGGCAAAAUGACCACAAAAAGAUGUAGAAUUACUACAGAAAGACAUAAAUCACCAAAUGAAGAUGCAAAUUCCCAACAAAAACUGCUAAAUCCCGUCAAAAACACAACAUCCCCACAAAAAGAAGCUAUAAAGAAGAUGUAAAAUCACUGUAUAACAAAGCCAAACCACCUCCUUGUCAUUUUGCUUCAGACUCACAGAGAUUCACAUGUUUAAUCCACAACUUAACUACAUUUCCUCUCAUAAUAAACCCUGUUACUGGUUCAAUUCUUUAAAAUCUGAUCUCUGAUGGAGUUCAGAUCUGGACCGAAGCUCCUCAAACACAUUUCUGAUUCUUAGAAGCUGAACUCAAGCAUCAAAUCUAGAAGUUCCAGCCUUUAAGGAGCAUAAAUGACACAUUAAACAGAAAGUUCUGCAGCUUCUCUUUGACUCUGACACAAAAACUCUUAAAAUAGCUUCAGGGCCGAACGACGGAGAGAAAACAAGACAAAAUUGGGUUAGAGACACUCAGCGAGGACUCGACUUUCACAGAGAUUCACUGGAAACAGCAACGAAACAACAGAAUCAGAACAUUAACAGAUCAUUUUUAAUAAAUUUACUGUCAGACAUGUCCGAGGAUGAUCCUCUGAACUGUGGAGGGAAAGGAUUGUGGGUCAGAAAAACAAGACGGCCGCACACGGUGGAACAUGUGACUGGAUGUAGUCGGACGUUCUUGUGCUUCUUUCAACAGAACUCCUAACAGAAAGUCGUUUAAACCAAGUUUCUGGCAAUCGAGUAUCAACCCCCACCGUUAGCCCGUAGAACAUUGCUACUCAGCAACAUGGACGCCACUGUUAGCAUCGAAAAGCCACGAGGCUAACCAAAAAUGCAGAAAUUACCAUGAUAAGACAAAAAAUCACCACAAAAAGAUGUGAAAUAACCACAAACAGAUGCAAAAUUACACAAAAUUACCACAAAACACACAAAAUCACCACAGAAAGAUGUGAAAUAACCACAAAAAGUUGCAAACUUGCCAGUUAAAGAUGCAAAACCACAAAAAACACACAAAAUUGCUAAAAAAAAUAGGCAAAAUUACCACAAAAAAGACAAGAAAUCACCAAAAAAAAUGAAACUACCACAUAAAAAGACAACAUUGCUACAAAAAGAUGCAAAAUCACCACAUAAAGAUGUAGAAUUACCACAGAAAGACAUAAAUCACUAAAUGAAGACGCAAAACCACUACAAAAAACACAAGCUCAGACAGGAACAGACAGGAAGUUGGUUAGGAACAGACAGGAAGUUGGUUAGGAACAGACAGGAAGUAGUUUAGGAGAAGACAGGAAGUAGUUUAGGAACAGACAGGAAGUAGUUUGGGAACAGACAGGAAAUCGUUUUAGGAUUGUUGUACAUGACAGAUCUUUAAAUCCGAUCUUUUGUUUCUUCGUUUGCUUGAAUUCAAACCAGUUAAAUUUCGAUUCUAAACGUUUCUCAGUUUCCUGUUCGGCUGUUUUUAAAUGAUUUUUAGUUUUGCUUCCAUAAACGUGUUCAACCUGUGUGUGUGUGUGUGUGUGUGUGUGUGUGUGUGUGUGUGUGUGUGUGUGUGUGUGUGUGUGUGUGUGUGUGUGUGUGUGUGUGUGUGUGUGUGUGUGUGUGUGUGUGUGUGUGUGUGUGUGUGUGUGUGUUUCUCAGUGUGUACUUCUUUACCUCUGGACACUGUGGGUAUUUUUUAUUUUCCUAGAAGCUGGAUGAGGAACAUCACGUCUGACAGAUCAGCGUUCCUGGUGUUCUUCCUUCUGACGCUCUAGAGAGGAAGGUUAGCGCCCCGCUAGCAGCUAAAACAAAUGCUAAAACUAGUCUCGUCAAGCUAGCUCUGGUUAUUCAUGAUCCCAGAGGAUGAAUCAUGGUAGUUUUGUGAUCCACAAGUUCUUAAACAGCAACAUUAUCAAGGAAAAGUUGCACACUUUCAUUGCAAGAAAUCUGAAAAUCAGUCAAUUCAUGAUCCCCAGAGGAGGAACCCAACUGUCCAUGGUGACCCUGAUCUUCCUACAAACAAGCUGAAAGCUAAAAUUUUAUGUCAAAAUUAUGAAUCGAACAUUUUAUUUUGAGAACAUUAGCAGGGUAAAACAUCUUACAGAGCAUGUUGUGGAUAUUCAUGAUCCCCAGAGGAUCUUUCUCGAGACCCAAAUCAAGCUAAUGCUAAUGCAAAGUAAGUAAAACAGUGCGUUAAUAAUCCAUAAAUCUCAAAAUCUGUCAGAUAGAAACAAUUAACCUUAAUUUCAUUCAGAUUUCCCAGAGGAUGAAGCAUUUCCAUUUGGAACAAACUAUGACAAUUCCUUUUGAACCAUCAGGAAAAAAAAUGAACUUUGUACAAAAGACCAAUUAAUCUACUGGCAGGAUUUCUAUCAUAUUUACUCUAAGUUAUUCAUGCUUCCCAGAGGUUGACCUCUAACAGGUUUGCUAGUCACUUAACUGUUUAAUUAGCAUCACCAACAGGGAGACACUUGAUUCAGAGUGACAUGUUUAUAGUGAUGCAUCUUAAUAUGGAUAUUCGUGGUCCCCAUAGGAGGAACCCAGCUUCUAAUGGUGACCCUGAUGGUUCUCUGGGGUUAUAAUCCUGCUCAAACUCCCCAGAAGAUUACACCAUCAGGAUCAAAUUUGACCUUUUGUACCAGUGAUAGAAAAAUCUACUAACAGGAUUUAAUUAAGUGAGUCAUGAUCCCCAGAGGAUGAUCCCUAACAGGUUUCCUGAUCCUCUGACCAUUUUAUUGGAACCACCAACAGGAAAUCGUUGGAUUUUGAGCCACAUUUUAACAGUGAUACAUUUUAAUAUUGGGAAUAUUCAUAAUCCCCAGAGGAGGAAGCCAAAUGAUGUUCUACACCCAUAAUUACGCUCAAAUUAAAUUUUGUUCUCCAGAAUGAAAGUGAGUGAAGGUGAUUGACUGUAACAUUCCAAAAAUACUCAAAUCUAAACGCUACAUGUCAAUAAAUAAUACCAGUUUGAUUCAUACUCCCCAGUCGAUAAACCUUUCCAUCACCUCUCCUGUUGCAUUAUCAGGAAAAAAAAAGAUAGAAAAAUCCACAAAAAUCUGUAAAUUAUGGAUAAUCUUUCAUUUGAAUUCUCCUCAGGAUCAAUAAAAUACCUACCUACCUAUUCAUGGUCCCCAGUGGAGAUCAUUAAAACCCUUCAGUUUUAAUUUAACUGUGAAUUUCUCUCCAGAACAAACAAGUUUAUGUAAAACACACAACGUUUUAUCAUCUCCAAAAAAGAACCAAACCAGGAAAAAUCAAUGAGGAACAAAAGAGGAUGGAGCCCUGAGGGAUGCCACGGGUGGUUUCUUCUGAUUAUCAAUACCAUCUGAUCACCAAUUACAGAUCAAUCAAGUAAAGCCAUCAAGUCCAGUUUAAAUCCAGAAAUAAACCAAAAUCAGAUUCUUUGUUUACCACAUUUAUCAGGACAGAGUUCACACUUUUAACCCCUCAAUGGUGCUUUUUUAGAUGCUGCUAGCAGGGCGUUGCAUUUUUUUCUGAUUCUGCCGGUUAAAGAGCGAAUCGAGUGGAUGGGUGGAGGAACCAGUCGAUGACGAGGUUGUAAAUUUGCUGGUCUGUUUGUAAAGUCUAACAGCGCUACGACGGCGCAACUGAAAUAUGUGUGGAGAUAAAAUAAAGUAACAUCUGUAACAACA